Molecule: messenger RNA, 1680 nt
Organism: Brassica oleracea var. oleracea
Lineage: Eukaryota; Viridiplantae; Streptophyta; Magnoliopsida; Brassicales; Brassicaceae
Exons: 11
Coding region: 81-1418 (445 amino acids)
Molecular function (GO): LPPG:FO 2-phospho-L-lactate transferase activity
Source: RefSeq, a predicted model, not a curated record
AUGCUACUGAAAAAAAAAUCGACAAAAUAACGAAACGGGUAAGAGAGAAAUGUUUCAUUCUGUUUCAGUUCAGUUCGGUAAUGGCGGAGAUAUGCUUUUUCGGAGGUCUGGUCCAUUAUAAGGCUCCAUCUCCUUCGUCUCUCCAUUAUUCUCUUUUCCGCAGCAAACCCCAUCACUAUUCUCUCAUGUCCGCCUCCAUCUCAGCCGAAUGCCACUCCUCCUCCUCCACCGUAGACCCACCUUCUCUCCUCGUCUUCUCAGGCGGCACUGGAUUCAACGGUGUGGUGGAAGAGUUGAAGAAGAUAACAACCAGAGUCGCUCAUGUUCUUCCUGUCUCUGAUGAUGGAGGAAGUACUGCUGAGAUUGUUCGUGUUCUCGGCGGACCAGCGGUUGGUGACAUACGUUCAAGAUGUUUGAGGCUGUCUGAUGAAAGUACUUCAGAGGCACUUGCUGUUAGGAGGUUGCUCGGUCAUCGUUUACCUAUUGAUGCACAUAAUGCCAAGAAAGAUUGGUAUGAUAUAGUGGAAGGUAACCAUUCUCUAUGGGAUGGUGUAUCAAGACCCUACAGAGAAACAAUCCGCGCUUUCUUAAUUUAUUUUCAGAAUGAGAUCCUUAGACGACCUAAUGAUUCAUUUUGCUUUGCCAACGGAAGCAUUGGGAACUUCUUCUUUGCAGGAGCAAGGAUCUUUUUCCAGUCUUUAGACGCUGCCAUCUUUCUGUUUUCACGCGUUUCAGAGAUUCCUUGCGACAGUUUAGUCCUCCCAGUGAUAUCAACCAACGAUAGGCUCACACUAGGAUGUGAAUUACAGGAUGGGACUAUAAUACGCGGACAGAACGAGAUCUCUCACCCAACCAAUGGAACUAUACAGACCGUUGACAAGAGACAUUCUUCGACUCUUCCAUCAAAGAUAAAGAGAGUGUUUUACAUGUCAAGCGAAGGCAAUAAUCUCCUUCAUGAGGUCUUCCCACCAGUUAACCCAACUGUCUUGGAGCAGCUAAAGAGCGUGGACUGUAUCGUUUACGCUAUGGGAUCUCUAUUCACUUCCGUUUGCCCAUCACUGGUUCUGCUUGGUGUUGGGGAGAUUAUCUCUUCAAGGUCGUGUCUUAAGGUGCUUCUUCUGAACGGGAGCCAAGACAGAGAGACAAGCGGCUUUACUGCUUCUUGCUUUGUGACUGCUAUUGCUGACGCUCUCAACAGAACUCAUGGUGAUCCUAACAUUAGGCUCAAGAAUCCACCUGGAUAUUACAUCAACACUCUCUUGGUACCAAAAGAUGGAGACAUAGCUGUAGAUCUCAAACAAUUGUCUGAACAAGGAAUCAGUGAUGUUAGAGUUGUGGAGAGUGUUCGUGACCCAAAGCACGGUGUCUUGUUCAAUCCGAGCUCACUGAUAAACACACUAGCCAGUUUGCUGGAGUAAAUAGUGAUUUCUUUAGGCCAGACCUGGUUUCUUUUUUUGCCUUCCGAGAUGAUUAUUCAUAAACGGAACACUGAUUUUUUUUUCUGUUUUCUUAUUUGAUUCUUUGUGGAUUGAUAUAAAAGUAAUGGAAAGUCUCUCUUUCUCUCUAAGUUGGAUCAUCUGUUGUUUGUUAUAACAACUAUGUAACGCAGAGUGAUUGUUCGACAAGGUGACCAUGGGACAUAUUGUAACAUCUCUGAGUUGUGAUAUAUAAAAAUGCUUA